Molecule: messenger RNA, 2271 nt
Organism: Daldinia decipiens
Lineage: Eukaryota; Fungi; Ascomycota; Sordariomycetes; Xylariales; Hypoxylaceae
Product: phenylalanyl-tRNA synthetase
Exons: 2
Coding region: 94-1578 (494 amino acids)
Biological process (GO): phenylalanyl-tRNA aminoacylation
Cellular component (GO): cytoplasm; mitochondrion
Molecular function (GO): tRNA binding; ATP binding; phenylalanine-tRNA ligase activity
Source: RefSeq, a predicted model, not a curated record
CAAUUUUGUCGAAGCUUUUGCGAAAAUCUCUUAGCUCUAGCCUCUAAGCCUCUACAUAGGCCACAACCUCCAACAGCCCCUCCACGCGCGACCAUGUGGGCAAACCGGCUCACUACAUCAUGUCUUCGAGCAAGAAGAACAGCUAGCGCAAUUCCUGACGGCGCAAAUAGCCUCAGCUCUAAUAUUUUACGACGAAUAAAUCGUCAAAGAGGCCUGUCGGGAGUUACCUCGAUACUUCAAUGCCGAACCAAUACAACCUCUACCGUAAUCAAUGGCACCACCUAUCAGACAGAUUCUUGGUUCAAUGUACCUCACAAUAUCAUUGAAAAAGUCCCCCGCCGAUUACACCUACAAAAAGACCAUCCCGUAUACAUAACCCGGCAGAUCGUCGAGUCCGUAUUCCCGGGCCCGACCUUCAAAUACCACAAUGACUUCGACCCUGUCGUUACAACUUACCAGAACUUCGAUUCGCUAGGGUUCCCAAAAGACCACCCCGGGCGGGCUAAGUCAGACACAUACUAUGUCAAUUGCGACACGCUACUCCGAACGCACACGAGCGCCCAUCAAGCAGAGGUGUUCCGGGCGAAUCUGAGCGAAGGAUACCUAAUCAGUGCCGAUGUCUACCGCCGUGAUGAAAUUGAUAGGAGUCAUUACCCCAUAUUCCACCAGAUGGAGGGUGCGCGGUCGUGGGAUCGCGCUAAAGUACCCAAUGGGGAUGUUGCGGCGGCUAUAUGGGCGGACCUAGAAAAACUACCGAAACACAAUAUCCAAGUCGAGGACUCAGACCCACCGUUCCACGACGAGAGGAAUCCUCGGCAAACGGCACAUCACUCCCCGGCCGAGGCCGAGGCUAUCGCUGCCCAUCUGAAGAGGUCGCUAGAGCUCAUGGUCGUCGAGAUCUUCACCCGCGCCAAAGCAGCUGCUGUAAGGGCCGACCCUAGGUUCAUAGAUGAACCGCUCCAGGUACGAUGGGUCGAGGCGUACUUCCCUUUUACAAGUCCCUCUUGGGAGCUUGAAGUUUACUACGGCGGUGAUUGGCUAGAAGUACUAGGUUGCGGUGUAGUCAGACAGGACCUGUAUAUCAAUGCAGGUGUGCCAAAUCAACUAGGCUGGGCUUUCGGUAUUGGCCUUGAAAGAAUCGCCAUGCUACUGUUUCAAAUACCAGACAUUCGUCUCUUCUGGUCACAGGACGAGCGUUUCCUAGCCCAAUUCAGGGGUGUUUCGGACGACUUGAGUUCGCUAAAACGCUUCGUGCCUUUUUCUAGGUACCCUAUUUGCGCUAAAGAUGUAUCAUUCUGGCUGAGGCCGUUGUCCGCGGCUGGGGGCAAUACCAAAGCCAACGCGCACGACUUUCACGAGAACGACGUAAUGGAAGUCGUACGCAGCGUGGCUGGAGAUGACGUCGAGGAUGUCAAGCUAGUAGACCAGUUUACUCACCCUAAGACUGGGAGGAAGAGCAUGUGCUACCGGAUCAACUACCGUAGCCUCGAACGGACUCUGACUAAUGCAGAGACUAAUGAUCUUCAUGACAAGGUCAAUAAAGCUUUGGUGGAAAAACUCGGAGUGGAAAUUCGGUGAUAUACUGCCAGGGGGGUAACUACUAUCUCAACUUUAAGCUAACCAAUCUACCUAACUCUGGUGUCUUCUAGUCAUUCUGGCUGUAGCCUGCUCUCAUGAUGACAACAGCAUACUUUAAUCGCUCUCUCACUUCUUCGUGCGGCGAAGCCUAACCUAGGCGGAAGUCCAUCUGUUUAUUAGAAACUUGCAUUUGCACAGAAAUCCAGCGUCUCCGCGCGAGACUGCCAAUGGCUCUUCUGUAAUAAGCAACAUUUACUUUCGUGGCUUGUUAGUCAAGCGUGACUACUUCUGUAGGCACUGCAUAUUGCAUAGCCCGAGUAAAUUUUCUAUAUCAGAGAAACCUCCCGACUAGGUAGGUGGGAACCACAAGAAAGUGAGAGUUUAGGAUUUGAGAAUGCUUGCUUGUUGCUGUGGUAGUGGUGUCUAUUUGUCGGUAUGGCUAUUUAGCUCAGAUAGGGUAUAUUGGAUUGGGGUUGAUAAACAUUGACUAGAAGAGCUACGAGCACUGAGCUUUGUCUACAGUUCGGAAGGAAUAAGGAGAUCGAACUCAUUUCCUAGCAGACAGAGCCAGUUAGUUGAUAGAAAUACUUGAUGUCAAACUAGUCGCCUCAUGUCAACACGUUAUUGUAAUAGCCUCUUCCUGGGAGUAUGCUAUCUGUAUAAUAUAAACUAUGCCUACUAUCAAAAUAAAAA